Metarhizium album ARSEF 1941 is the source of this 1539-nucleotide messenger RNA. RefSeq lists its product as uncharacterized. The record is from RefSeq and is a predicted model, not a curated record. Bases 1 to 1539 code for a protein of 512 amino acids. The transcript has 2 exons. NCBI's taxonomy places the organism in Eukaryota, Fungi, Ascomycota, Sordariomycetes, Hypocreales, Clavicipitaceae.
AUGCAGUUUCGACAGCUGCAAGAAAAUGACACAAUUCGAUUUGGUAUUCCCAUUCAAAAAGGAUCGGAAACCUUCCCGCCUUGUGAGGUGAAGGUAUCACUCUUCCACGGUUCACAAGAUCCCAAAGAACGACCCGUAGUAUUCAGAGUUCCGGAUUCCUCUGACGAGGAGGAUGGAACUAGUGAUGUUGAUGAGGCCGUUGAGACUAGCGUCUCGCUCAUUCAAAAUGCCGGCAUGACUCUCGAUGACCCUCAAAAGAUUGGAGCUAUUGAUCUCACAAGUGAGGAGCAUACUGGUCUGCCAGAUACCGACGACCCCAAUGUAACCAUCGAGGUACCUGAAUUAUCUACUCCGGGGCAUCAGGAACCUGACAAUUUACAAUUUCAACAGCCCUCCAUUUCCUGGCCUGACGAGGCUGAGGAACUUGAAGGCAACGAUGACGCUUGUAGUCCACCAGAAUCCGCUUCCUCUUCCAUCUUUGACUCCGAUGAUGAGGACUUCUCUGAAAUUGCUGCAACGGGAGGUUCUGUUGGAAUGGAAACUGAAGAAUCCGCCGAUGCUUCGCAUAUGGAUGCCACUCUUUAUCUCGCCGAAGCAGAUAUACGCGAUAGCCUGAGCCCAGGCUUGGCCCCAUCUCACCUGCGGACUUCAUCUGGUCGAGGAUUCGAUAUACUCCCUCCACUUGCCGUUACCCAAACUGCGCAGCCUGGCGACAUUCAUCUGCCAUCUCUUUUUGACGCGAUCCCUUCGUCUUCUUACCACUCGCUACACUUCGAUAAGGAGGUAUCCGCGGAAUCGCUGGGGGCAAAGUCUGGGAAAUCUGAAUACUUUGAAGCCCGCGAACAUAACCGUCGAAUCUGCCUCGGCCGAGAGGAAAACAAGGAAAACGACUUUCCAACGAGUUUUCAGCAGUUGGACAAGGCGAUGGAGAGCUCGAUACCACCUUUGCAGCAUACCAAUAUACUCACCACAGGACUACCUCACAACUGCACAAGCGAUUUGGAUACUGCGGCACUGCUAGCUUCUGGUGAAAAGUUUCUGCGAACGCCUGUUGCUGAGUUCAACGCAAUGCCGUCCAAGGAGGAUAACCUAGACGACACUUCUGCAUACACAUUUGAAUUGAGUAAAAGAGGCGCAGAGUUGGUGGAAAAAGUUCAACCUCGGAUGAUGACGGACUUCACUACAUGGGGGGAAAAAGACAAGCCAGUCCCGGAAUCACGCCCAGAAUACUCAGAAGAGGCACCUAGAACAAACCAACAUUCUUUCAAGAGAAAGUCUGACGCAAUAUCCGAGCUUUUACCAAAUGAGACUGAGCCAAACUCGUCACAGACCAUUGGCCAGACCUCCACGAGACUGACUGGACCUGCAUCCAACGCAGCGCAACUCGCCGAAGUACCCCAGGUCGAGCUUUCAUCGGUCGAUGUUGCUGACCACCGUCCGGCAAAACGCUUUCGACGAGUUGCCGAGGUGGUUGGUUACGCUGCACUUGGGGGCAUUGCAGUCAUGUCUGCCUUGAUUGCUACUGCGCCUGUAUUGUGA